CCCUUCCAAGUGAGCUCAUCAUCAACAUCAUCAUCAUCAUCCUCUUUAAAUCCUAUAUAAUCCUCUUCUACAAAAGGACCAACAAACUGAACACUACUCACUCAGCAACACUAGUUUAGCUUAGCUACUGCCCUUAAUGGCUGACAUGGGGGCUGAGUAUAACUUCUAUUGGGAAACCAAGAGGUUCCUUGAAGAAGAAGAGCUUGAUAGUUGGGGAUUUGAAGAACUGUUAUCAGGAUACUCAGAAUCAAGCUCCCCAGAAGAAGCUGGCUCAUCCUCCACUGCAGCCAAGAACAUUGUUAUGGAGAGAAACAGAAGAAGAAAACUCAAUGAAAGGCUUUACUCUCUCAGAAGUGUGGUCCCAACAAUAACAAAAAUGGAUAAAGCCUCAAUUAUCAAGGAUGCCAUUGAUUACAUUCAAGAGCUUCAAGAAGAGGAAAGAAGGAUAAUAAGUGAAAUAUCAGAGUUAGAGUGUGGAAGACCUGCAGAAGAACAAAGAGUUUGUGUUACUGAAAUGAUGGAUUGUGUUAUUGAUCCAUUUGUUCCUCAAACUAAGAAGAAGAGAACUAAUUCAAUGAGUCCACCAACUUCUUCUCAUUCUUGGUCUCCUGUUACAUCUCCUUCCAUUGAAAUCAUUGAUUUGAGAGUUUGUGAGUUUGGAGAAAGGACAUUAGUGGUGAGUAUUAGUUGCAACAAGAAAAGAGACACUAUGAUCAAGUUAUGCAAAGUAUUUGAGUCUCUUAAUCUCAACAUCAUCUCAGCCAAUAUCACCUCCAUUUCUGGCAGGCUUUUGCAUUCCCUCUUUGUUGAGACUGAGGACAUGGAUAGUGUUCAGUUGAAGGACAUGAUAGAAAGCGCCAUUAAUGAGCUUGAUGCUCCAGUGAGCUCCAUUAGUUACUAAGUUAGAAGCUAUCCUUUUCCUUAUUGGUUCUGUUCUCUAGUUUGAACAUGCUGCUCUGUUUUUCCAGUUUAUCAUCCUGAAAAGGAGAGAGAGGCUGUUGUUUUUGUUUCAGAGAAAGCAAUGUGUAGAAAAAGAAUCAGAUCCUUUAUUUGGAUAUAUAAGAAAAAAAAAAAGAAAAAGAAAAAUAGAAGGAAAAUUGGGUGGAGAAUAAAGUUAGUGUGGCACUGUUUCAUGUUUGUGAUUCCCCAAUUAAUCAAUAAUCAAUAAAGCUCUUUGUUCUUGAUCAA
Dioscorea cayenensis subsp. rotundata (Guinea yam) is the source of this 1188-nucleotide messenger RNA. RefSeq names its product transcription factor bHLH35. Bases 137 to 901 code for a protein of 254 amino acids. Gene Ontology annotation, molecular function: DNA-binding transcription factor activity; protein dimerization activity; sequence-specific DNA binding. The record is from RefSeq and is a predicted model, not a curated record. The transcript is spliced from 5 exons. NCBI's taxonomy places the organism in Eukaryota, Viridiplantae, Streptophyta, Magnoliopsida, Dioscoreales, Dioscoreaceae. Gene Ontology annotation, biological process: regulation of DNA-templated transcription. Gene Ontology annotation, cellular component: nucleus.